AUGUCGUCGACAUCAUUCCAGAUAUUAUCCGACUUACAUCUCGAGACUCAUAGCUCAUACGAUUUCCCCAUUAAACACACCGCGGCGAAUCUCGCUCUUCUCGGGGAUAUCGGACAGGUUGCUCAUGAUGGUCUUUUUGUUUUCCUAGAAAGACAGUUGAAGCGCUACUGGAACGUCGUCUUCAUUCUUGGCAACCACGAGCCAUACGGGACAAGCUGGGUGUUGGCGAAGGCUCGCGUCCGCGCUUUUGAAGCAAAAAUGCAUACCUUGCGGGAAUCAUCUACCAUUGGCAACUUCAUGUUUCUCGAUCAAGGUCGUUGGGACGUGAACGAAACCCUCACCGUGCUUGGCUGUACACUCUUUUCCAACAUGUCUUCCCAGCAGGGGGCUGAGGUGGAAAGGCGGCUGAACGACUUUCGGCAAAUAAGAGAUUGGGCUGUCGAAGACCAUGUCAGCGCCCAUCGGUCUGAUUUGAAUUGGCUCAAUGAUCAGGUCGAAGCUAUAUCCGAAACCGAGCCGCAACGGAGAAUUGCGGUGUUCUCUCAUUACAGCCCGACACUGGACAAGCAGGCCGUUGAGCCGAGGCACGAGGACAGCCCCGUAUCCUCAGCUUUCGCCACAGACCUAAGUCAAGAACAGUGCUGGACUAAUCCAGCUGUUGUAUUCUGGGCAUUCGGACAUACCCACUUCAACUGUGACUUCACAGACAAGCAUGGGAAGCGCAUCAUUGCUAACCAGAAGGGUUACGCUUCUGCCUUGGAGGCUGAUUGCAACAUCGGCAGAGUUUAUUCGAUCGCACAAGGAAAAGUCUCAGGGUUACUCUUUUGA
Diaporthe citri is the source of this 828-nucleotide messenger RNA. RefSeq lists its product as uncharacterized. The transcript has a single exon. Gene Ontology annotation, molecular function: hydrolase activity. NCBI's taxonomy places the organism in Eukaryota, Fungi, Ascomycota, Sordariomycetes, Diaporthales, Diaporthaceae. The record is from RefSeq and is a predicted model, not a curated record. The coding region runs from base 1 to 828 and encodes 275 amino acids.